Molecule: messenger RNA, 1343 nt
Organism: Amphiprion ocellaris (clown anemonefish)
Lineage: Eukaryota; Metazoa; Chordata; Actinopteri; Pomacentridae
Product: immunoglobulin kappa light chain-like
Exons: 3
Coding region: 292-1086 (264 amino acids)
Biological process (GO): immune response; immunoglobulin production
Source: RefSeq, a predicted model, not a curated record
UGUGUCCUGCCUCUGAGCUCCACACGUUAAGAGGCCAGUGUUGAUCAGAGUCUGUCCAGACCUUUCACACACUCUGACACGCCGGCAGCACAAUCAUCAUGUCCCUGACUCUACUGCUGGCCACCCUGGGGCUCCUUGUUCAGGGUGAGACUCUCUGCUGAAAACUUUGCUUCAGGAUGCAGCAGCUUCACCACAAUCAUGUUGUGCUGUGAUGGAGAAACACUCAAACAAGCAGCACUGACCUUCUUCCAUCUGUUGUCCAUGUUCAACCAAUGAUCCUCUUGUGUUUGGAUGCUGAUCAUCUUUCUCCAAGCUGGAUUUGUCUCAGUCACCCUUCUCCUCUUUUUCAUGUUUUCAGGUUCAUCAUCAGAAAUCAUCCUGACUCAGUCUCCUGGAUCUCAGUCUGUUGUUCCACGACAAACUGUCUCCAUCACAUGUAGAAGCAGUACAAGUGUUAGUAGCUGGCUGCACUGGUAUCUUCAGAAACCUGGACAAGCUCCUAAACUCCUGAUUUAUUCAGCUUCAACUCGUCAAUCUGGAGUUUCUGAUCGUUUCAGUGGAAGUGAUUCUGGAUCUGAGUACACUUUGACCAUCAAUGGAGUUCAGGCUGAAGAUUCAGGAGUUUAUUAUUGUUCACAAAUUGGUUACAGCUUGUGGUGGACUUUUGGUGGAGGAACCAGACUGGAUGUUGGACGUGAUGUCCGUCCCUCCCUGACGGUGCUGCCCCCCUCCAGAGAGGAGCUGCAGCAGGGGAAGGCCACGCUCAUGUGUCUGGCCAACAAGGGCUUCCCCUCAGACUGGAGUCUGUCCUGGAAGGUGGACGACAGCAGCAGCAGCAGCAGCAGCAGCAGCAGCAGCAGCAGCAGCAGCAGCAGCAGCAGCAGCAGCAGCAGCAGCAGCAUCAGCUGGGAGGAGAGCAGGAGCCCCGGGGUGCUGCAGGAGGACGGCCUCUACAGCUGGAGCAGCACCCUGAGGCUCCCUGCAGACCAGUGGAGGAAGGUGGGCUCUGUGAGCUGUGAGGCCACCCAGGGCUCCCAGACUCCACUCUCAGAGACACUGAGGAGAGACCAGUGUUCCCAGUCCUGACCUCACCCACUGGGAACAUCACACUGGUUCUGUUCUCAUACUGUUCUCUGUUUGCUCUGUUUCUGUCAUUCUUCCUGUUAUUAGACUCAGUAAAGAUUCAGUCAUAUUUUCCUCCUCUUAAUGACACAGUCCAUGUGUUCAGAUAAUAAAGAUGUGUUUUCAAAUCAAAAAUGUUUCCAAGAAGAUUGUUUCUUUCAUCAAAUGUGUUGUCUCUCAAUUUCAUAUCUAGAAAUUUUACAGUCAUACUACACCAUAAU